GGCAUUGGUGCAACAGCCCCUUGUCCAGCACAGCACUGCUCCCAGCUCCCAGGAUGGAAGCUUGCCUCUCUCCAGAGCAAUUCAAUGUCACUGCAUACGCUGCCACAGCUGUGGCCAUUGUCACCUUUGAGGCGUUUGCUGGCAUGUGGAUAAAUGCUUUCAUUGUUUCUGUGAUUUUUGUGGCCUGGAUCAAAAGGAAAACCUUGAACUCUAAUGAGAAGAUCUUGCUGGUUUUGGGAUCCUCCAGGUUUUGGUAUUUGUUCAUUGCAUGGGUAUAUUUCUUUCUUUCAAUAAUUUAUCCCCAUUUCCUGUAUGUUCACCCCACACUUCAACUAGUUGUAUCUCUUCAAAGCUUGUUAAAUUAUUCCAACAUAUGGGUUUCAGCCUGUCUUUGUGGUUUUUAUUGUAUAAAAAUUGCUAAUUUCAGGAACAGCUUCUUCAUCUACCUGAAAGGAAAAAUUGACAGGAUUGUGCCCUGCCUCUUGUUGGGGUCAGUGUUUUUCUCCCUGGUUAUUGGAAUCAUUGUCUACUAUGUCAUUGAUAAAGCUUUCUGUAAAAACCUCAAUUUCAAUUGCCAAGGAUGUAUUUGGAAAGCAAGUAUCAGAAUAGAAGAACAUUUUUUCCCCAUUUAUUUUAUCACUGGCUUUGGAUUUGUCACUUCAUUCAUGGCAGUCACCUUUUCUGCCCUUCUCCUUCUCUUUUCUCUCUGGAGACACAAACGCAACAUGCAGACAAACUCCAUGAAGGACCUCAGCAUGGAUACCCACAUCAAAGCCAUGAAAUCUAUUCUCUCCUUUUUAGUAAUGUACAGCAUCAACUUUGUAUUUUUGAUCUUGACACUGAUUUAUGCAAUUAGCAGCCAAAAUCACACACAUUUCCUUAUUUCUGUAUUUCUGUAUGCUUUUCCAGGUUUUCAUUCCAUUAUUUUGAUUUUCAGCAAUCCCAAAUUGAAAAAGACAUUGCUAAGGAUUGUGCCCUGUGUGAAUGCAAGGUUUGCAUGAAGUAGGAACUGUUGGAAGAGUCAUUAAAUCUCUUAUGCAAACUCUCCAUGUUGUGUGGAAGGGAAAGAUAUUCUCUCUUUAUCACUGAAGUCAAGAGUAUAACAUUCAGAUACUUUGACUGAAAUUAGAAUAAGCAAAAGAAAUUUUUAUUAUCCUUAAAUUUAGGUAUUUUUUUGAGCAAAGCUCUUGUCAAUAAUAAAGUCUUUUAGACCUUAUACAUGUGAUUUGGUUGCAAAAGGGCAAUAACAAUAUGCAAAUGGUGAGGAACUCGCUGAUUGAAACAACUGAACUAAACCACAGGUUUAUCUCUAUUUUGGUUAACAGUUCUUUCUUCUCUGGUUCCCUUCUUUGUAACAUUAUCAGCUGUAUCACUGUCUGUCUGAGAGUGCAGGUGGGGUGGGUGCACCUUGAAGGACUGCAGCCUAAGGAGACCCCACACUGGACCCGGCUUAUCCUGAAGGACUGCAGCCCAGGAGUGGGAUCCACACUUGAGCAGGGGAAGAGCGUGAGGAGGAACGAGUGGAGGAGAAAACUCAUUAUGAACUGAUUACAGUCCUCAUUCCCUGUCCUCCUGUGCUGCUGAAGAAAUGGCAGUGGAGAAGCCAGGAAUGCAGGAGUGAAUUUUGGAUGUGAAGAAUAAGAAGAAUGGGGGAAGGGAAGGGGUUCAAGAUUUGUGCGUCUUCCUCCUCACCCUACUCUGUCUU
Pseudopipra pipra is the source of this 1705-nucleotide messenger RNA. RefSeq names its product taste receptor type 2 member 103-like. The transcript has a single exon. Gene Ontology annotation, biological process: detection of chemical stimulus involved in sensory perception of bitter taste; G protein-coupled receptor signaling pathway; sensory perception of taste. The record is from RefSeq and is a predicted model, not a curated record. Bases 54 to 1001 code for a protein of 315 amino acids. Gene Ontology annotation, molecular function: bitter taste receptor activity; G protein-coupled receptor activity. Lineage: Eukaryota; Metazoa; Chordata; Aves; Passeriformes; Pipridae. Gene Ontology annotation, cellular component: membrane.